Molecule: messenger RNA, 4961 nt
Organism: Penaeus indicus
Lineage: Eukaryota; Metazoa; Arthropoda; Malacostraca; Decapoda; Penaeidae
Gene: Asap
Product: arf-GAP with SH3 domain, ANK repeat and PH domain-containing protein 1-like
Exons: 20
Coding region: 1-3255 (1084 amino acids)
Biological process (GO): positive regulation of GTPase activity
Cellular component (GO): cytoplasm
Molecular function (GO): protein binding; GTPase activator activity
Source: RefSeq, a predicted model, not a curated record
AUGUGGCUUGAUCGCCAAGGAAUUUACCAGAAACGGAAAAUCGAGAGAGUAGAGCAAGAAACGGAAGGAGACGACUCCAGAAAUAGGGAGAAUAAACAUGUUCGCAGAGAAUGUGAGAAGGCGCGUCUCCUCUCGGACAAGGUAGAGCCAUUUAUUAGCUUGCGCCCCCGUCAAUGGCACUCUCAGGAACCAAUCAGUGGGCUGCGACCCUCGACGCUGGUCCACUUCGUUGUCAGGAGAGUCGCGUGUCACUGGGAGAGCCUGAGAUAUAACCGCAAUAAUACAAUCGCAAUAUACUUACGUGAUAGCGAGCUCUCUAACUCUUUCUCUUAUGUGUUGCAGGUGCUGGACAAGGACCGGGAAGGACUGUCCCGGAUGAAGAAAGUCGUCAAGAGCCUGGGGGCGAAUGGACAAGCUUACGUGGGCUCAGAGGUGGACAUGAGUGAUGCUCUCAAGAGGCUGGGUGAGAUUGGAGGGCGGCCGGAGGACAAGAACCUGAGCGAGGCCUUCCACAAGUUCGCAGUCGUCAUCAGGGAACACUCUCAGCUCCUGCAGCAGCUGAUCAUAAAUCAGCGCAACAAUUUGCUCCACCCUCUUGAUGGCGUCCUGAAGGGUGACCUCAAGGGUGUAAAGGGUGACUUGAAACAACCCUUUGAUAAAGCAGCCAAGGUUUACGAUGCAAAAUUUGCAAAAAUAGAGAAGGAUAAAAAGGCACAGGCAAAGGAAGCAGGUUUCUUUAAAGUAGAAGUUGAUGCUGCAGAAGUUGCUGAGGAGAUGAGUAAAGAAAGAAAAAUGUUUCAGCUUCAGAUGUGUGAUUACUUGAUAAAAGUCAAUGAGAUCAAGACAAAGAAAGGAGUUGAUUUCUUACAAAAGUUGGUAGAAUACUACCAUGCAUAUUGCAAAUAUUUUGAGGAAGGAAUGAAGACUUGGGCACACUUUGGCACAUAUGUAACAGAGCUGAGUGAAAAGCUGCGUGAUGUAAGACAUAGACAAGAGGAGGAACGGCGUCGUCUGCUUGCAACUAGGAAGAUUAUCAGCAGUUCCCUUUCAGCAGAAGCUAAAACAGAAGUUGGAGUUGCACCACCAGGGUAUUCCUUGCAUCAGAAACAGGGUAACAAAAUCCAUGGCACAAACAAGAUUGGUUAUUUGUACAAAAAAUCUGAAGGUAAGAUGCGCAAAGUGUGGCAGAAGAGGCGCUGUGAAGUGCGUGAUAGUAUCCUUUGCAUCCAUCACUCUGAUGAGACCAAACCACCUGUUACUGUACCUCUGCUCACAUGUCAAGUCAAAGCCAGCAUGGAUGAUCGCAAAUGUUUUGAUCUAGUUUCCUAUAACCGGACAUACCACCUGAUGGGGGAGGAUGAAGUAGAGGCGAGUGCCUGGAUGUCAGUUCUUCUUAACAGUAAAGAGGGUGCACUGCAGAAGGCAUUGUGUGAUGACACUCCAGGACCAUCCCCAGCAGAUUCAGGCUUCCGGGAACUGCAACAGCGAAUUAUAUCUUAUGUCAGGGGACUCCCUGGAAACAAUUUGUGCUGUGAUUGUGGUGGAACUAAUGAUGUCACCUGGCUUUCUACAAACUAUGGCAUUAUGGUCUGUAUUGAAUGUUCUGGAAUUCAUCGAGAUCUUGGAGUCCAUGUUUCUAGAAUACAAAGCUUAACCUUGGAUAAGGUGGGGACAGCACAGUUACUCCUCGCUCGGCACAUGACAAACAACUCUUUCAAUGAAGUGACAGAAGCUACAUCACCAAGAAAGCCAGAACCCACAAGCACUAUGGAUGAGAGAAGGGAGUUCAUCCAGUCCAAAUAUGUGCGAAGGGCUUUUGUCCAACCAACCACAGAAAACCCUGAGGAUCUUUUGGGGCAGUUGCGAGAAGUAAUUGAUAAAAAUGACCUUUAUGGCCUCCUACGUGUAUACUUUCAGGGUGCUGACUUAGGACUGCCUUUAUCACCAUUGGGAGAAUGUGCUCUACAUGUAGCCAUCUAUCAAGAAAAUGGUGCCUCACUUCCCCUGGUAGAUUUCUUGGUACAGAACAGUCAUUCUCUGGAUCGUCAGACUAAGGAAGGAAAUACUCCCUUGCAUUACUGUGUCAUCUACAACAAACCAGAGUGUAUGCGACUGUUGCUCAGAGUUGGUGCCAAUCCUAGUAUAGAGAAUAAUAAUGGCAAAAAUCCACAAGAUAUUGCUAAUGAACGCAACUGCAGGCUCAUGGCAGAUAUGCUCAGUCAGGCUCAACAGCAGAAAAAGACAAUGUUUGAAAAUGUGGAAUAUGAAUGGAAUCUCUCGGAUGACAAUUUGACAGACGUCUCAGAUGAUGAUGAAAAUUUCAAACAGAAUGGUAUGUCAACUCCUGAGAAGAAGAGCAGAAAUAGACCAGUCAGUAUGCCAGGGUCAGGUUCUCCUGGGUGCCAGCGAAGUGCUGACCAUUGUGGCCUAGGAGAUCACCGUGGUUUAGGGGACUACCGAGGCAGUGAGCAUCGAACUUCCUCCUCCCGCUGGAGAGCUCAGCCACCACUUCCACCUCCAGUGACCAGUAAACCAAUAUUGCCUCUCAGUGGUAACCUGCCAGAGACACUUCAGAAGCGGCCAGCACCUAAACCCCCCACUGGUGUAUCCCACCCCUCAUCCUUCUACUCCUCACGCUACUCAAGUCACUCCCGCACGCCCUCUGACCCUAUGCUGGGACCCUCGCCUUACCACCCAGGCCUGCCUCACAACAACAACAACAACAACAGUGGAGGGGGUGGUAGCCUUGGGGGAAUGGGGCACAAGAGGAGCCCAUCAACUGAUUCUAGUAAUAGUGUGUUCUACCCUCAACCUUCUUCUUCUUCCAACACCACCACUACUUCCUCUGGGGCUACACGCUUCUCUCUUUCACAUAACUUGCCCCCUGAGGCUAAGUCAGGUAGUACAAGUGAUGGCAGAUUAUUGGACACAGACACAUCUCCUUCAUCAUCUCCUCAAGAAUCUCCAAAUACCUUCAUUAAUGGAAGAUCCACAGAAUCUCUUUCUUCUCUUGUCUCAGAUGACCCACGUCCUCCCCCAAGAAGGAGAAUGGGUUCGGUGCGUCAGCGAAGAUGUCAGGCACUUUAUGACUGUGAUGCAGAUUUAGAUGAUGAAUUGAGCUUCACUGAGGGUGAAAUAAUAAUUGUGUUGAAAGCAGAAACAGAAGAUGGAGAUUGGAUGGAAGGCAUGAUAGAAGGCCAACCCAACCGACGAGGAAAAGUGCCCAUAAAUUUUGUUCACAUGUUGACUGACUAGAACGAACUUACAGUGGAGCCAUUUGUUUUAUGGCCCAUGGCUCAGAAUCUGUGUAAGCUUAUGAAAAAUUGUUUCAAACCAUAGCUCAAAUGUUGAUAAAUAUAAUACUUGUGCACUUUGGGAACACUGUGAGGGAAAAGUAGUGACCACAUUUGGUGCUGCAGGUAUUCUCCAUUCCGUGUACCGGUGCUUUUGACAACUGAUCAUAAUACGUGUGGAGUUGGGAAAUGGUGGACAUCUUCCAGAUUUGUUAUAAUUAAUAAUAAUCUUCCAUUGAUAGUAAGAUAAUAUGAGCCUUGAUCUUCAUAUUUUUUUCUUACAUAGUAAUGGACAGUGAUUAUUAAAUGUAAGUCAAAAGGCAUGUCUUUAUGCUCAGUGGCUGUACAGAUUUGAAUUCAUCUGUUAGGUUCCUUUAUUCUAACAUGUUUUAGCACAAAUGAAGUUUUUACCUACAGCCCCUGUACAUUAGAUUCAUAAAUGAUGUUUAUUACUUGUAGACUAUUUCUUACUUGAACAUGUGGUUUAAGUAUCUUUUUUUUUAAGGAACAUUAUUUUAGCAUUCCAUGUCUUGUCCUGUGUCACAUAUUCCUUUUCUAGUAGCAUUUGUUUUUCCAUUCCAUGAUUUUCAGUGUUAGAAGAUAAUGUACAAAUAAUAAGAUAAGUGUAUUAUUAUUAUAAUUUAAACCAUAGAACUGCCACAGUGUUUUAUGAGGUCUUUUAUACAGAUCUCUUUCUUAUUUUCAUGAAGCAUACAACUUCACCAUAUGGACUGUUUGAUUGAAAACCAAUGCAUGUCUAGUUGUUUAUCUGAAGUGAAAACUGUUUUCCAGGCUUUGGAAAGAGGAAUCCAAAAUAGUUUGGAAUCUUUACUUUGAUCUUUGAUAACUAAGAGACUUGAAAAAACUCUGUAAACCUGAUGAUUUAUGGACAAAAAUUUAUAAGCCAGAAUAUGUGCACAUUUAUUUGUUAAUAAUACUGGUAAAUACUGUAUUUAAUUUAUUUAUGUAUUAACCAUAUGGCUGGAGUUUUCUUAGUUUUAUUACUAGUAACAGAGGAAGUGAAAAGUUUUUGUUCAGUUAUUUGUUGAAUUUAAUAUGUAUAGUUACAUUCCUGAUAACAAGAUAACAAAACUCAGGUUUAAAUAUUUGCUGAAAAAAAAAACAUUUUGAUCCAUAAUACAGUGACCCAACCAGUUCGUCUUAAGGAAUACUAGUAGCCAGGUAAAAUUUCUUUGAUUUACCACAAAGGAGCAGACAUAUUUUUAUUCAUUUUUAUUUGAUUGAGGCACUUUUUAUAUUAAAAAGUGGGCAAAGAGAACUAUAUUGGGGAAGUAAGAAAUUUCUUGGCUGUUUUCAAAAUCCUGUUUAAUAUAGGCUUAAAGAAUUCAUACCUUUUUCAGUUUGAUAUUAUACAUAUAUAUGUGUAUGUGUGCCUGACUUGUUUAUCUGGAUAGGUAUGUGUGUAGGUAUAUGUGGGUGUGGCUGCAUCAUUGUGUGGGUUCUCACAUAUAUGUAUGUAUUUGCAUAUGUGAGUGCCUGCUUAUAUUGGUGUGUAGCUGUGGAUUGAUACAAAUAUGUGUGCGUGUGCGUGUGCGUGUGCAAGUGUGUGUGUGUGUGAAUAUAUACUUUCGUAUUUCAAGUAGGGAUAUGUUGAUGCAUGAAUGUGCAUGAGCAUGUGCAUUUCCAUAUAAAAUUUGCAUAUGUGUG